Hyla sarda is the source of this 2971-nucleotide messenger RNA. RefSeq names its product glycoprotein Ib platelet subunit alpha (gene GP1BA). Gene Ontology annotation, molecular function: protein binding. NCBI's taxonomy places the organism in Eukaryota, Metazoa, Chordata, Amphibia, Anura, Hylidae. The record is from RefSeq and is a predicted model, not a curated record. The transcript has 3 exons. The coding region runs from base 365 to 2131 and encodes 588 amino acids.
UUAGGUAAAAACGGUAUAAAGUGGAUGUUUCCUUUGAAAUUUCUCAGUAAUGAUCAGAAUUCCCCCACGCGCCACUUAUGCCUUUACAUGGGACUGCAGGAUAAUCUGCUGUUCUCUCUUCAGCCAUCGAGGAAUUACAGGUCAUAAUAACAAUAUCAGCUCUGCUACAUCUGUGCGCACACAGUAUAGGGAAGAAACCACAAGAACGUUACACGAGUUCCCCCCCCGCGCACAAAUAUAACUCCAGGAAACAGCAGCUCCUUAUGAUAAGACGUGCGAGAACCGCGACAAAGAAGACAGAACAGCGGUGGACACUAAGGAGACGGAUGCCUGUGCGAGGUCACCAUCUCUCCUCAGGUUCAUCAUGAAUUUCCUCCAUCACUUUGGCUUCCUCGGUCUCAUUGUAGUCGGCCAUGUCUUUUCCCAGCCGUCUUGUUCCACAGAGAAGAAUCUCAGUAAAGGCAAGGAGGAAACGUCUUGCAUAUCUCUUGGCUUGUCCACUCUCCCGCUAGGUGACAUUUCUAUGAGCACCGCCAUCCUCAUCCUGUCCUAUAACAACUUCAAGUCGCUCUCCACCUCCACCUUCAAGUCCUUCAAGCAGCUGACAGAGCUGGAGGUCAAUAACAAUGGGAUGAGCAGCUUUGACAUAGACAUACCGCUGAUGUUAGAAGAACUUAAUCUGGCCAACAAUUCACUCACCACGCUACCAAAGGUGUCUCAGCUAUCGGGGCUGACUACAUUACAACUCUCCAAUAACAUGAUCUCCACCAUUCCCCCAGAUGCCUUUAUGGGACUGAAGAAACUGACUAGGCUGGAGCUCCAACACAACUCUAUCAGCUCACUGAGUGAUGAGGUAUUUGAUGGCUUGCAUAAGGUGAAGCACUUGGACUUGUCCUAUAACCAGUUGCGGUUUCUUCCCAAUAAUCUUCUUAGCCAAACUAUUGACCUAGAAAUUCUUUACCUGUCGGGGAACCGCCUCACUGAAAUACCUGAUCACUUCUUUGGUGAACUGGAAUUGAAUUACGUGUAUCUGGAGAAUAAUCCCUGGAACUGUAACUGCGCUCUCAGGUACUUCAAGGAAUGGUUGGAGGAGGAUGAAGACAGGAUUUAUGAAAACUCCAAAGAAGGCCCGACCAAAAAUCAGAAGAGCGUAUUGUGCGAAGGUAAGAUACCGCUGGUCGAAUACAGCAUGGACUACUGCUUUAAAAAGAAAGGAGACGGGGAGAUCAACUUAGUUCCUAAAUUGACAAAAAAGACUGCAGUGACCAUAAAGGCGGUACACACUGAGCCAAUGACCACACCACUACGGACAACCACACCACUGCUAACCACCGCGACUGAAGAACCAACAACACAGCUAAGAACCACAAAAUGGUGGCCAACCUUAAAGCCCACCACGUUGGCAACCUCAACACCAACUACACAAGCAACCACGUUACCAACCUCAACACCAACUACACAAGCAACCACCACAUUACCAACCUCAACACCAACUACACGAGCAACCACCAGUUUACCAACCUCAAUGCCAACUACACAAGCAACUACCAGAAAGACAUUGCCUUUGAAGAAAAGUCCAAGAAGUACGGUAUGGCCAACCACAACACCUUAUCCAACACUGAUGACAAUCACCACCAAGGAGCCAGCCACAAAUAUUAUAAGUUCAAGCAAAACCCCCACCAGUGAAGCAAAAGUGAAAGAGUCUACAAUGAGUCCCACAGAUGAGCCCAACGAAAUCCCGGUCAACACCAUGCUGCCAGCCAUAGGUUCCCACUCAGGCAGAUUUACCAUGAAGUGGCUGGAGAAGUUUAUCCUCGACAACUGUUGUCUUUUACACCUGAUCAUCUAUGGUUUGUGUAUCUUCCUCCUCCUAGUGGGGAUGAUCAUCAUGACGGGGUGUCUGCUGUGGAUCUACUGCUGUAACCAUGACCUUCUCCAAUGGCUCCCUGGGAUACGCUUGAUUCGGUACAGUUUGAAGGUGCCCAUGAGCGACGAAGAUGUCCUACUUGUGAACAAUGGUGCCAUCGAAUCCCACUUCAGAGACCAGUCUUUGGCUGGUGUCACCAAGAUGUUGGUUCUAGAGUCUUUUAGCCAAAAGCAGGAGAUAAUAUACACAUCUGCUAUUCUGUAAUACUAUUGGUGGCCUUGAGGACUGGGAUGCGGACCUCUGAUAUAGUAUAUACUGCACUUAAAGGGGUACUCCCGUGCCCCAGCCUUCUGAACAUCUGGUUCAGAAGGUUUGGAGCAGCAGUCACGACGUCAUGGCCACGUCUCCUCGUGACGUCACGCCAUGCCCCCUCCAUUGAUGUCUAUGGGAGGGGGCGUGACAUCAAUGGAGGGGGCGUGGUGUGACGUCACAAGGGGGCGUGGCCGUAAAGCCUUACUGCUGCUCCAAGCCUUCUGAACCGUAUGUUCAGGAGUACCCCUUUAAUGUCUGAAAGUAGAUUGUUAUAUAAAAUGCAGAAUAAAAUAAAUGGUGACUAGGAGGGGGCUCCUCUGCCCAUUGGUUGCAAUAUAACAUCUGUAGGGCAGCACCGUAACACCAUAGCAGUAAGCUGCAGAGCACAUGUGGUCCACCAUGUCCAAUACCUAUGGUGCUUCCUGCUGGGAGAGGAGGCAAUGAGCGGCUCCAUCCAGUGUUAGGACAGAGAACCUGAAAGAUGGAACCAAGAAAAAGCUACUAAAAUAAGAAGGAAUAUUAUAUUACCCAUUAUUAUGGAGCCCCUCUCUCCACUAUCCACCCUUCAAUUUCCCAGUCUGCCCUUCUCAUCCUUAGUUUAAAAGAGUAUUCUGCCAUAAAAAAAAAAGUACUCAAAUGAAACUAUUACCUUAAGAUAUAUAUAUAUAUAUAUAUACAACUUAUAUAUAUACAAUAUAUAUAUAUAUAUAUAUAUAUACAGCUUGAGAAAGGCUCUAUUGUUGAGCUGAAACGUUGCUGUAUUUUUGAGAUGUGGUGAAUAAAUACACAAAU